This is a messenger RNA of Cyclocybe aegerita, 903 nucleotides long. NCBI's taxonomy places the organism in Eukaryota, Fungi, Basidiomycota, Agaricomycetes, Agaricales, Hemipholiotaceae. The record is from the annotation of a GenBank genome assembly.
AUGGCAGAUGUCCGCGCCCUGCUCAAAGCCAAACGCCAAGAAGUCCGCAUAUCCCAUCCCUACGCGACCUACACCACUUCCGGUCAACUCAAAUGUUCGAUAUGCGCGAGCAUCGUGAAGCACGCCUCCGCGUGGGAGGGCCACCUGGGGAGCAAGGCGCACCGGACGAACAUCCUGCGGCUGAGGGAGGAGGAAAAGAGGCAGCAGGAGGCGCGGUUGGCGAAGGAGAGGGAGGAGGAGUUGGCGAGGGAAAGGGAGGAGGAAGAGCAGGAGGAGGAACCGGAACCUGCGGUGGAAGAGGUGAAGGGAAAGCGGAAAUCUCCCUCGAGUGCAGAGGCGGGGGCAAACCAUAUUGACAAGAAGCGCAAGGUUGAGGGUGUUCAACCUGCGCCUGCAAAGGCCGCGUCCACGUCGUCGUUCCCAGCAGACUUCUUCUCAGAUCCCAACCACGCACCUGUGCUACUCUCGGAGGAUGACGAGGACGAGGACGAAGACAAACCAACAGCAGAACCUACAAAAUCCAAACCCCAUGAACCCGCAUCUGUCGUCGAUCUGGAAUACGAGCGCUUCCAGCGCGAGUUGCUGGCCAGUGCACCAGCUGCAGAUCCUUCAGAGACGUUCGCCCGCGCGACGGUGUACGCUGAGCCAGUCAUUGUGUCAACGGAGACCGCUGGGCUGCCUCCAGAUGCAGGUGGUGCAGCGGAGGUACAGGAGGCACCAGAGCCGACGGAGGAGGAGCUCAGGCGGAAGAAGGAGCAAGAAGAGAGGGAGCUGAUCAUGGACAGGCUGCUGGAGGAGGAAAGGGCACAGGAAGACGCCGAUACGCGUGUUCAGGCGCUCAAGAACAAACUCGAGGGCCUGCGGAAGAGACGAGAAGCAAAGAAGACGAAAGCGAAGAGCUGA